This is a messenger RNA of Malaya genurostris, 2012 nucleotides long. Its product is annotated as apoptosis-inducing factor 3. Lineage: Eukaryota; Metazoa; Arthropoda; Insecta; Diptera; Culicidae. Gene Ontology annotation, molecular function: flavin adenine dinucleotide binding; 2 iron, 2 sulfur cluster binding; oxidoreductase activity, acting on NAD(P)H. The record is from RefSeq and is a predicted model, not a curated record. Gene Ontology annotation, cellular component: cytoplasm. The transcript is spliced from 4 exons. The coding region runs from base 96 to 1892 and encodes 598 amino acids.
UUUAGUUUUUGGAAAUCAUUGAAGGUGGAAGUAGCGAUUCGGUUACAUACAAAUAUUAAACUUUAGUUUGAAUCAGUUACGAGUGAGUAUUCACUAUGGGUUGCGUAUCCUCAAAGACAAAAUCAUUGAAUAAAUUUUACGAUAAUGCUGCAAUUCCUGACAAUUGCGGCAAUACUAAGUGUCAAGCAUAUAAUAAAAAAGUUUCGAACACAAUGGCUGCAAGAUUCUUCGUGGGAGUGAUUGAAUCAGAUUUUCUACCUCAUACCUUAGAAAUUCUACACACAGAAAUUAUCAAUCCAGAAAAUGAAUAUAUUGAAGAAUUCGUCUGUGGAGAAAAUGACGUUGCAGAAAAUGAUAUGAAAUCAUUUGAUUUGGGCGAUGGAAAAGUGCUAGUGGUGAAGCAAAAUGGUAAGUUCUUCGCAAUUGGAAAUAAAUGCUCUCACUAUGGGGCGUUAUUGAACACUGGAGCACUAGGAAAAGGAAGAGUUCGGUGCCCAUGGCAUGGUGCCUGCUUUAAUAUUGAAACUGGUGAUAUCGAAGAUUUUCCAGGCCAGGAUUCUUUACCGUGUUAUAACGUUAAGAUAGAAGAAGGGAAAGUAAAAGUAAAAGCCAAACGUUCUGAACUGCUAACGUGCAAACGAACUAAACCGAUGGUAACAAAACUACGUAGUGAUGAUCGUACCUUCGUGAUAAUUGGUGGUGGACCAUCUGGUGCCAUAUGUGCUGAAUCAUUACGCCAAGAAGGGUUUACAGGUCGCAUUGUAAUGAUAAAUAAAGAACCAUGCCUGCCUUACGAUCGAGUAUUAGUAAGCAAAUCGAUGGAUUUCGAAUUGAAAAAAAAGUUACUUAGAAAUGAAAUGUUUUAUACGGAUCAUGAAAUCGAAACUAUUCUCGGUACUGAGGUCAUAUCACUAGACAGUUUCGAUAAGAAAGUUACCCUGAGCAAUGGGUAUAAAAUCAAGUACGACAAAGUAUUUAUAGCGACUGGUUCUAAUGCAAGAAAAACACCGAUUGAGGGAUCAGAUUUGAAAAACGUGUGUGUGCUGCGAUCGAACGAGGAUUCAAAAUAUGUAAAUUCUCAACUAAGCCUUGAUAAACAUGUUAUCAUACUUGGUGUUAGUUUCAUCGGUCUGGAAGCUGCUGCUUACUGCCUUACCAAAGUUUUUAAAGUUACCGUUAUCGGUCGAGGCUCAAUUCCCUUAAAAGAAUCAUUUGGGGAGAAGAUAGGCGCUAGAAUUAUGGAAAUGUUUGUAGAAAAAGGUGUUGAGUUUAUCAUGAACUCCGGUUUAAAACGAUGUAUUGGCGAUGACAACCGCAAUUUGAUAUCCGCAGAGUUAAUUGAUGGAACUGUUUUAAAAGCUGAUUUGUGUAUAAUGGGCAUAGGAUCGACACUUAACACAAACUUUCUUAACGAUUCGGGCGUGAAAAUAAACGGAAACGGUUCAAUCGAUACCAAUAUGUAUUUAGAGACCAAUGUGCCUGGAAUUUUCGCAGGUGGAGAUAUUGCCAAUGCUCCUGUCUAUUGCAAUAAUAACGAACUAGCUACAAUUGGACAUUACCCGUUGGCUCAGUAUCAUGGAAAAAUAGCCGCUUUAAACAUGGUUGGAAAAGCCACCGGGCUCAAGGCUGUCCCAUAUUUUUGGACCAUGCUUUUUGGAAAAGGAUUUCGAUAUGCUGGCUAUGGAAGUCCCUAUGAAGUUAUAAUUGAAGGAGAUUUAAAACAACUUACAUUCGUUGCUUUUUAUAUAGACAUACACGAAAAAGUAAUCGGAAUGGCAUCAUGUGGUCGAGAUCCAAUUGUGUCCCAAUUUGCCGAAUACCUUUUUCAAGGAAAAACUUUACACAAACGUGACUUGAAUCCAGAUCCUUUUUUCUGGAUGAAGAAAGAUUGAUUUGAUUCAAUCCAGAAUUUUCGUGGGUGCCGUUGAUUCAUUUUUCACUAACUCAAGAAGCAGAAAAGCUAUGUAAACAAAACCUAUAUUCUGAAAUAUACGGGAUUCCAAACUCGCGCA